Daphnia pulex (common water flea) is the source of this 1411-nucleotide messenger RNA. It is a transcript of the gene CSN4, whose product is annotated as COP9 signalosome complex subunit 4-like. Gene Ontology annotation, cellular component: COP9 signalosome; cytosol. The coding region runs from base 149 to 1369 and encodes 406 amino acids. The transcript has 6 exons. The record is from RefSeq and is a predicted model, not a curated record. NCBI's taxonomy places the organism in Eukaryota, Metazoa, Arthropoda, Branchiopoda, Diplostraca, Daphniidae.
CGCCAUCUCGCGGUUCUCCCACCCUCCUAAACCAAAGUUGAUAGUCAAACCUUCUCUUAAAAGGUUUGUGUCUACUUUGACACGGGCUCCCUGACUAUUGUACUUCGUAGUCUGUGGUUCUAAUAGUAUUUUUCAGUUAAAACUAAAAAUGUACAACUAUAAACAGCAAUUGGCUGCACUUGUGAAUUCCGGUGGAUUCCAUAAGGAUCAGGCGGAAAAGUUUCGCUUAAUCUUAGAAAGUAUAUUGAACCAAGAUGAUAGUGAAGGACUCGUUGAGGGCUUAAAGGCUUUAAUUGAAACAAUUGUUCAUGAGAAUGUUUCACUUGUUAUUAGUCGCCAGAUUUUGUCUGAAAUAAGUUGUCAUGUUCCAAAGUUGACAGAUGACAUGGGAAAAUCUGUGUGCAGUUUUGCUCUAGGGAAAAUCCAGCCACGAGUGAUAUCUUUUGAAGAGCAAGUAGCAUCCAUUCGUCAGCAUUUGGCAGAUAUCUUUGAAAGAGAGCAAUGUUGGAAGGAAGCUGCUAAUGUCUUAGUUGGAAUACCCUUGGAAACUGGGCAAAAACAGUACUCCUUGGACUACAAACUGGAGACUUACUUGAAAAUAGCACGCCUCUACUUAGAAGAUGAUGACCCAGUGCAAGCUGAAUCAUUUAUCAAUCGGGCUUCUCUGCUACAGGCCGAGUCAAAAAAUGAACAGCUACAGGUUUAUUAUAAAGUUUGCUAUGCUCGAGUAUUGGAUUAUCGUCGUAAAUUCAUUGAAGCAGCCCAGCGCUACAAUGAGCUCUCUUACCGAAGCAUAAUCCAUGACGAUGAACGAAUGACGGCUUUAAGAAAUGCAUUAAUAUGUACAAUAUUAGCAUCGGCGGGACAACAGAGAAGCAGAAUGCUUGCAACUUUGUUUAAGGAUGAGCGUUGUCAACAGUUGCAAGCGUACUGCAUUCUGGAGAAAAUGUAUCUCGAUCGUAUUAUAAGGCGAAAAGAACUUGUUCAGCUCGAUUCACUCCUGCAACCUCAUCAGAAGGCUAAGACAGCGGAUGGUUCUUCAAUUCUCGAGCGUGCUGUUACAGAACAUAACCUUUUGGCUGCGAGUAAACUGUACAACAACAUUACUUUCAUGGAACUGGGAGCUUUGUUAGAAGUGGAUCCUCUUCGAGCUGAGAAAAUUGCAUCACAAAUGAUAACUGAAGGUCGAAUGAACGGUUCAAUUGAUCAGAUAGAUUCGAUCGUGCACUUCGAAAGUCGUGAUGUCUUACCGGCCUGGGAUCGUUCAAUUCAGUCACUGUGUUAUCAAGUGAAUAAUAUUAUAGAGAAGAUUGCUAGUGUAGCACCUGACUGGAUGGCCAAAGCAAUGGAUGAACAAAUGGUACAUUGAUAUUGUGUAGUAUGAAAAAGAAAUACAAUUUUUACAUGGGAA